Closterium sp. NIES-65 is the source of this 663-nucleotide messenger RNA. NCBI's taxonomy places the organism in Eukaryota, Viridiplantae, Streptophyta, Zygnematophyceae, Desmidiales, Closteriaceae. The record is from the annotation of a GenBank genome assembly.
AUGGGCGCCUAUCUCUAUGGGCACCUAUCUCUAGGGGGCGCCUAUCUCUAUGGGCGCCUAUUUUUAGCGGCGCCUAUCUCUACUAGGCGCCUAUCUCUAGGGGCGCUUAUCUCUAUGUGCGCCUAUCUCUAUGGGCGCCUCUCUUUAGGGGCGCCAAUCUCUAGAGGCGCCUAUCUCUUUGGGCGCCAAUCUCUAUGGGCGCCUAUCUCUAGGGGCGGGCGCCUAUCUCUAUGGGCGCCUAUCUCUUUGGGCGCCUAUCUCUAUGGGCGCCUAUCUCUAGGGGCGCCUAUCUCUAGGGGCGCCUAUCUCUAUGGGCGCCUAUCUCUAUGGGCGCCUAUCUCUAGGGCGCCUAUCUCUACGGGCGCCUAUCUCUAUGGACGCCUAUCUCUAGGGGCGCCUAUCUCUAGUGGCGCCUUUCUCUAUGGGCGCCUAUCUCUAGGGGCGCCUAUCUCUAUUGGCGCCUAUCUCUAUGGGCGCCUAUCUCUAUGGGCGCCUAUCUCUAUGGGUGCCUAUCUCUUUGGGCGCCUAUCUCUAUGGGCGCCUAUCUCUAGGGGGCGCCUAUCUCUAGGGGCGCCUGUCUCUAUGGGCGCCUAUCUCUAUGGGCGCCUAUCUCUAGGGGCUCCUAUUUCUAUGGGCGCCUAUCUUAAGGGCGCCUAUCUCUAG